UUCUAAAGAGGGGGAAAAUGUUUUACUGCUGGCUUAGAGAGUAUACACUGGAAUUCGCCCGUAUAAACCUAAAGGUUUGUGUUUUCCUGUGUCGAAUUGGGGGGGGGAGCAGCGGACAGCUCCGUGCGUCCGUUUCAGAUGCAGCCGAGGCGGACUGGAGCUCUUCUGCUCUGAUUGGUUGCUCGCACUUGACAGCUCUGCACAUGAUUGCAGGAAGAGAAGCCCGACCCCCUUUCACUCUUCCUAAAGGAACCAUUCAUAAACUACACAAGUCCAGCUCACAGCUGAGUGUGGACGAAAAGUGAGCGGGGCCACGCAGGAGAGAAUAAGAGAGAGAGAGAGAGAGAGAGAGAGAGAGGGAGAGAGAGAGAGGAGAUGAGCGGUCAGAGACGAUGUUUUAGCCUUUAGCGUCUGCAGCCCAGGACACACGGAUGGUGAACCCGCAAACCUGAAUAUGAAUCUACCUAGCCGUGCUGGAAGUGCUCAUGACUUGGACUGAUAUUUAGCAGGCUAUUACGUUGCAUCCCUAUCCGUUUCCUCCUCCUCACACUGACGUCCAUCCGCUACAACAGCACAAAAAAAAGAAAAGAAAAGAAAAAAAAAAGAAACUUUGAUUACACACUUUUCCUGCACGGGGAAGCAUUUGCCUCUGGCUUUACCGGUAAGCAUUGGAUCCGUCAACUUACUGCGACUCUCCGGUGUACAGCCCGGACCUCUGCCCAAACAUGAUUGCGACGCAGGCAAAGCUGGUUUACCAGCUAAACAAAUAUUACAACGAGCGAUGCCAAGCUCGGAAAGCGGCCAUUGCGAAGACCAUAAGGGAGGUUUGUAAAGUGGUGUCGGAUGUCCUGAAGGAGGUGGAAGUGCAGGAGCCGCGGUUUAUCAGCUCCCUCAGUGAGAUAGACGCGCGCUAUGAGGGGAUGGAGGUCAUCUCCCCCAAUGAGUUUGAGGUGGUGCUCUAUCUCAACCAGAUGGGGGUGUUCAACUUUGUGGAUGACGGCUCCUUGCCCGGCUGCGCGGUGCUGAAGCUGAGUGAUGGCCGUAAAAGGAGCAUGUCGCUGUGGGUCGAGUUCAUCACCGCCUCGGGCUACCUGUCAGCCAGAAAGAUCCGCUCCAGGUUUCAGACUCUGGUGGCACAGGCCGUGGAUAAAUGCAGCUACCGUGACGUGGUAAAGAUGGUAGCGGACACCAGUGAGGUCAAACUACGGAUCAGGGAGAGGUAUGUGGUGCAGAUCACCCCCGCGUUCAAGUGCACUGGGAUUUGGCCUAGAAGUGCAGCUCAGUGGCCCAUGCCCCACAUCCCCUGGCCCGGUCCUAACCGGGUAGCAGAAGUUAAAGCCGAGGGGUUUAACCUCCUCUCCAAAGAGUGCUACUCGUUAACGGGGAAGCAGAGCUCUGCAGAGAGCGACGCCUGGGUUCUGCAGUUUAGCGAGGCCGAGAACAGGCUGCUAAUGGCCGGCUGUAGGAAGAAGUGUCUGUCCGUCCUGAAGACACUGAGGGACCGUCACCUGGAGCUACCGGGACAGCCGCUCAACAACUACCACAUGAAGACCUUGCUGCUGUACGAGUGUGAGAAACACCCGAGAGAGACCGACUGGGACGAGUCUUGCCUCGGAGACCGACUGAAUGGCAUCCUGCUGCAGCUCAUAUCCUGUCUGCAGUGCCGCAGAUGUCCCCACUACUUCUUGCCAAACUUGGACUUGUUUCAGGGAAAGCCUCACUCAGCCCUGGAGGCUGCUGCUAAGCAGACGUGGAGACUAGCGAGGGAAAUCCUCACCAAUGCUAAAAGUUUGGACAAACUAUAAAAAAAGUGAUUGUCGAGACAGAGCCGAUAGACAUUUUGGGAUAAAACUAAACAGGACAAAAAAAAAAAAAAAAAAA
Molecule: messenger RNA, 1881 nt
Organism: Larimichthys crocea (large yellow croaker)
Lineage: Eukaryota; Metazoa; Chordata; Actinopteri; Sciaenidae
Gene: mab21l2
Product: mab-21-like 2
Exons: 1
Coding region: 726-1805 (359 amino acids)
Source: RefSeq, a predicted model, not a curated record